AUAAACUGCGUACGGUACUCACAUGUGGUGUGAAUACUUGUGUUAAAACUGAAUUAAGUUGCCAAAUGAGAAGGUGUAACUGUGUGUGAAGUUAUGUUGUUAACAACAAACAUCCUCUGGGAUGCAGUGGCUUUAUUAGCGACUGCAAUUUCUAGUCUUUUGAUUUUCGCAUACUGGAGACUAGGUUAUUGGUCCAGGAAAGGUCUUUACGAUAAUGAUCCGGUCUUCUUUUUCGGUAAUGCCAAAAAAUUAAUUAUGAAACAACAAAAUAUAGGAGAAAUGUGGAAGGAACUGUACGAAAAUAUCAGAGCAAAAGGAUUGAAACAUGGAGGAGGCUCACUUCUUUUUUCACCAACUUAUGUACCAGUGGAUUUGGAUAUAAUAAAGAACAUAAUGCAGCAAGAUUUCCAGCAUUUCAACAGCCAUGGAACUUAUUUCAAUGAGAAAGGUGAUCCCCUUAGUGCCCAUUUAUUUGCGUUAUCAAGACAAAAAUGGAGAAACUUAAGGACGAAAUUAACUCCAACGUUUACCUCUGGUAAAAUGAAAAUGAUGUUCAGCAGACUUGUGGAGUGCGGUGAAGGAUUAAAGGAGAUGAUGGACGAGUUUUCACAAUCUGGCAAGGCCAUGGAUAUAAAAGAGAUGCUGCAACGUUUCACCAUUGAUAUAAUAGUAUCUUGUGCGUUUGGUUUGGAAUGUGACACAAUGAAAAACCCUGACAACGAUUUUGCCAGUAAGGGAAGAAAUAUCCUUAAGCCAGAAUCCAUUGGAAUUUUAAGAAUAUUAUCAUUUUUCGCCCUUCCACAUAGCCUCCUUCAUAAGUUAAACGUUAGACUUACAGAUCGUGAAACCGAAAGUUUCUUUAUGAAUGUUGUGAAGAAAAAUGUAGAAUAUAGGGAGAAAAAUAAUGUCUACAGAAAAGACUUUAUGCAUCUUCUGUUGCAACUCAAAAAUAGAGGUAAAGUAGCGGAUGAUGAACAUUUAACAAGUGAUGGAACAGUGGCAGAAGGUGCUAUAACAUUUAACGAACUUGCUGCGCAAGCUUUUGUGUUCUUCGUAGCUGGAUAUGAGACUUCAUCGACGACGAUGACGUUCGCCUUAUACGAAAUAGCCAGAGAUAAAGAGCUACAGAAUAAAAUGCGACAAGAAAUUAGGGAAGUCCUGAAGAAGAACGAUGGGAAGUUGACAUAUGAGGCUGUAAAAGAUAUGGAACUAAUGAGCAGAGUUGUAGAGGAAACCUUAAGAAAAUACCCAGCUAUCUCAAUGAUACCUAGAGAAUGCACCAAAGAUUACCAGAUCCCCGGAACAGAUAUAACAAUUGAAAAGGGCACCAGUGUUGCGAUAUCAACGCUAGGUAUCCAUCGAGACCCUGAAUAUUAUCCAGAUCCUCUGAAAUUUGACCCAGAUCGGUUCUUAGAAGAAAACAAACGCAACAGACAUCCUUUCGCCUGGAUACCAUUCGGAGAGGGGCCCCGAGCUUGUAUUGGAUUAAGAUUCGGAGUUAUGCAAACCAAGGUUGGUCUGGCAUCAAUACUAGAAAAUUAUGACAUCAGUCUGAGUGAGAAGACUCAAGUUCCUUUAGAGUUUAACAAAUCUGGUGGAUUGAUUUUGUCUGCCAAAGGUGGCGUUUGGAUUAACGUUACUCAACAUGUUGACAACUAAUCAGAUGUACAAAUUAUUAUGAGCUACUGAUUAUUGGUACACAUGAAUUAUUCACUCAAAGAUUUUAGAUUUAAUUAUAUAUUUAAGUUUUAUACUAAAAAAUUUAUUUUAAAUAGAGACGCUGCCAACUUUUUAUAAUUGUAACUUUAACUUAACCCAAAGUAAAAAUAUAUAUUAGAACAAAAAUUCUAAAAUAUAUAAAUAUUUGCUCAAUAGUAUUUACAUAUAAUAAGUGAAGUUGCGGAAAGUUAAUGUUCAACAGUUCUCAAAUUAGAGAUAAUAAAUUGGAAGAAUACUCGUUAAAAAUAACAACACUUUAAAAAUGGUUUAUAAUAUUGUAUUAUAAUAAUUAAUUGAACAUUAUGACUGUUGUAAUUUAACCAUUUAUUAGAUAUUCAAUAAAUAUUGUUUUAUGUUUAACAA
Messenger RNA from Aethina tumida (small hive beetle), 2082 nucleotides. Its product is annotated as probable cytochrome P450 6a23. The transcript is spliced from 3 exons. Gene Ontology annotation, molecular function: iron ion binding; heme binding; monooxygenase activity. The record is from RefSeq and is a predicted model, not a curated record. NCBI's taxonomy places the organism in Eukaryota, Metazoa, Arthropoda, Insecta, Coleoptera, Nitidulidae. Bases 94 to 1659 code for a protein of 521 amino acids.